Messenger RNA from Gadus macrocephalus (Pacific cod), 5516 nucleotides. RefSeq names its product macrophage stimulating 1 receptor a (gene mst1ra). Gene Ontology annotation, cellular component: membrane; signaling receptor complex. Gene Ontology annotation, molecular function: ATP binding; transmembrane receptor protein tyrosine kinase activity; protein binding. NCBI's taxonomy places the organism in Eukaryota, Metazoa, Chordata, Actinopteri, Gadiformes, Gadidae. The record is from RefSeq and is a predicted model, not a curated record. The coding region runs from base 266 to 4444 and encodes 1392 amino acids. The transcript is spliced from 21 exons. Gene Ontology annotation, biological process: phagocytosis; protein phosphorylation; cell surface receptor protein tyrosine kinase signaling pathway.
CCAGCAUGACUUCCUCGUUGCGGGCGGGGCGGUCUGCUCCCGGGCCGUCAGGUGAGUUCACAGCUAUCGACGGUGGGGCGGUGAAACUGGUGAGGGUAAACCAAAUCACUUCGUAAAUCACAUAUCGGAUCUUUGGAACGCAACACCGACUGAGGCAAGGUUUUUUGUUAGAAGAGCUGCUCCCGCUGGUCCCGGGAAUGUUACGGGCGAGAACAGAGUCCUGUAGGUAACACGCUGUCAGGUCGGAGCGUGGGGUGGAGAGGAGAUGGUCACGUGGGUCGCCUCCUUGCUGACAGUAUGCGCGUUGAUACAGACGCACGCCGCCGCGGGGCCGACGUCCAGUUGUCCUACCACCCCUCGCCGCCUGGUGGAUUUUAACGUCAACUACACCCUGCCCCACUUCCAAACCGCCAAUCCCAUCCAGAACAUCCAAGCCAACGCGUACCUGCGCGAGGUGUACAUCGCCUCCCAGAACGCCAUCGAGGCAGUGGACAGAGACCUGAAACGGAUAUGGGAGGUGCGUACCGGCCCAGUGGGCCCCGACGACUGUCACACGUGCGGCCCCUGCGACGCUGCCACGACGCCGCCCGCGACCCCCGUGGAUACGGACAACAAGGUCCUCCUCUUAGACCCGGCGGGCAACCUCCUGCCCUACCUGUACUACUGCGGCAGCACGCGGCAGGGGGUGUGCGCCUUCCUGGACAUCAGCGAGCUGAGCCCCGUGUCCCACUGCCUGUUCAAGGAGCAGGACAACACAGAGACUUACUGCCCCGACUGCUUGGCCAGCCCACUGGGCACGCGGGUCAGCGCGGUGGAGCAGGGCCACACCACCCUCUUCUUCGUGGCCAACUCCGUGGACGCGGAGCUGGUGAGCCGCUGGCCCCGUAGGUCGCUGUCGGUGCUGCGGCCGCUGUCCACCGAGGACGGCUUCCACCUGGCGAUGCAGGGGCUGACGGUGCUGCCCCCGCUGCGGGCGUCCUACCGCGUCGACUACGUCUACACCUUCGCCACCGCGGAGCACGUGUACUUCCUGUCGGUGCAGCGGGAGAACCCGGAGAAGAGCGGCUCCCCGCUGCAGACGCGGCUGGGCCGGCUGCCCCUGAUGAACUCGGAGGCCUGGAUGUACCGGGAGGUGGUGCUGGAGUGCCGCUUCGACCCCAAGCGGCGGCGGCGGCGGAAGAGGCGCGGCGGGGAGGAGCAGCAGCACCGGGUGGUGUUCAACGGGCUGCAGGCGGCGCACUACGGCCCCGUGGGCCGGGAGCUGGCCUCCCAGCUGGGGCUGAACCCCAAGGGGAGCCCCGACGAGAAGCUCCUGUACGGGGCGUUCGCCGGGGUGGACGAGCGCGGCGUGCCCCAGAGGAACUCGGCCUUCUGCAUCUUCGCCCUGGCCAAGGUGAACCAGGCCAUCGACCGGGGCGUGGCCGCCUGCUGCUCCAAGGGGACCGAGCAGCUCUCCAGGGGCCUGUGUCACUUCCAGCCCUGCGAGAACUGCCCGCACGAGAGCACUCAAAACGACGACUCGUGCCGUAACAAGCCCACCCUGGUGUCCGCUCCGUACUACAGACUGGACCUGUUCAACAGACAGAUGCACGACGUGCUCUUCACCACGGUCUUGGUCACCACCAAGGGCAACGACACCCUGGGUCAUUUCGGCACCUCGGACGGAAGGAUCCUGCAGGUCGUCCUGAAGCUGGACUCUGUGUUCUUUGCCAACUUUUCCCUGGGAGGAACCCCCGUAUCGGGCGUAUCGUCUGUUUACACCGAGGACUUACUGCUCUUUGUUGCCGGGAAUAAGGUGUUCACCGUGUCCCCUGUGGGCCCCGGCUGUGCCCACUUUGUCUCCUGCUCCUCCUGCCUGACCGCCCCACUCUUCAUGGGCUGUGGUUGGUGUUCGGGGUCCUGCUCCAGGGAAGAUGAAUGCUCCUCCCCGUGGCACCGGACGUCCUGCGCUCCUGUUAUCACAGAGUUUUUUCCCAAGACGGCACCAACUGGGGCUGAGUCAGAGCUGACGUUGUGUGGCUGGGAUUUUCAGUCCCCCAAAGGACCAUCUGCCAUCACCGACAAAACCCACACAGUCCGAGUUGGCUCUGAGACCCUGUGUACCGUACAGGCCAAGAGCACCAGCACAAAGUUGGUGUGCAAGGUCCGCCACAAGAAAGGCACCCCGACCAAGGCUCUCAAUGUCACCUUGGAAGUGCAGGAAGCAACGGUGGGGGGCUGCUAUUCCAUCCAUGGCCAAGCGCAGGCAUCAGGAUUCUCCUUUGUGGUGCCCAUUAUAACGGAGGUCAGGCCCGCCCGCGGCCCUAAGAUCGGAGGAACCAUGAUCACCCUGACCGGGAGCCAUCUCAACUCAGGGAUUGGAAGAACUGUAGACUUCGGUGGAAUCAGCUGCCCGAUUCAAAGUGUGACUGAAGGGAGUGGGAGCGUGUCUUCGGUGGUGUGCAUCUCCAAGGCGUCCACAGCGGUGCAAGACGUUCCCGUCCGGUUCUUCAUCGACAGCUUCCUCGUGCCAACCCAGAAGAAGUUUUCUUACCGGCGCGACCCCGUUAUAACCAACGUGUAUCCCCAAUGCAGCUACAGAAGCGGCUCCAUGCUGAGGGUGGAAGGCCUCUACUUUGACUCUGUGCAGAACAAGGUGGUCCAGUACAAACCCAAAAACUCACCCCAGGAAACGUACCGACUGGUGUGCGAGGGUAAAAUGAACGCCACGCACAUGGAGUGCAGGGCGCCCGCCCUGCCGGGAGAGCACUCGGACGAUAAGACGGAGAACGGGGAGAUUUCCUUUGACAUGGACGGAGCCCGGCUAAUUUUGAACGAGACGUUCGACUACCACCCGGACGCCGCCCCCAUCCCCUUUGAGAACGAGGAGCGCGUCCUGUACCUGAGCCAGGGAAAUGAUGAAGUCUCAAUGCACCACAUCAAUCUGAAUGCAGUGGAUCAGUGUAUGAAUAUCACCAUGACCAUCGGAGGCGUGCACUGCAACGUCCGGGUCUUGACCAAUGAGCUCACUUGCAGAAUCCCAAAAGGCCUCGUCAUACCCGCUGAAGGAUUACCUGUCCAGGUGUGCGUGAACGGGAAGGUGACGGAUAUCGGCAAUGUGGUCUUUAUGGACAACCACAGCCGCACCAUCAUCGCUAGCAUCGUCAUGGGCAUCCUGGCUGCCAUUGUCCUGGGGGCUGCCCUGGCUUUGUUUGGGAUGACCCGUUUGAGGAAGACGAAACAAGACAAGGUAGAGUUCCGUCUGUCGCGGAUGUCUUCCCGCAUUCACACGGGCAACAGGGAAACCUCACCUACCGGAGACUACCGCAGAAAUCUGUCAAUUCAGACAUCGGGUCAAGGGGGGUUGUUCUUCCAGGGUCCCUGGUACGCUUCUGGCUACGACCCGUCUGUGUCCCUCUCCUUAAUACAACAGCCAACGCUGUCUAUGGGCAGCCUCCGCUCUGACCUCCUGGAAGAGGUCAAGGAUGUGCUGAUCCCUGCAGAGAUGCUGCGGGUGGUGGAAAGCCAGAUUAUCGGCAAAGGUCACUUUGGCACAGUAUACCAUGGCUAUCUGAUUGACCACAAGGACCAAGAGAUUCACUGUGCUGUCAAAUCACUGAACAGGAUCAGUGAUGUCGAGGAGGUGGACCUGUUCCUGAGGGAGGGCAUCAUCAUGAAGGGCUUCCACCACACCAACAUCCUCUCCCUGCUGGGCAUCAUGCUGCCCAAGGAAGGGCUCCCCCUGGUGGUUCUGCCCUACAUGAAGCACGGAGACUUGAGACACUUCAUCCGGUCUGAGAAGAGAAACCCGACCGUGAAGGACCUGGUUGGGUUUGGCCUGCAGGUCGCUAAGGGAAUGGAGUACCUGUCGCAAAAGAAGUUUGUCCACAGGGACCUGGCUGCACGUAACUGCAUGCUGGAUGAAAACUUCACAGUUAAAGUGGCGGACUUUGGCAUGGCCAGGGAUAUAUUUGACAAGGAAUACUACAGCAUACAAGACCAUAAGAAGGCCAAGCUUCCAGUCAAGUGGAUGGCCAUCGAGAGCUUACAAACACAAAAGUUCACCACCAAGUCAGAUGUGUGGUCCUUCGGAGUCCUGCUGUGGGAGCUGCUGACCAGGGGAGCCACACCCUACCCGGACGUGGACCCCUAUGACAUCACGCAUUACUUGCUGAAGGGCCGGAGGCUGGCCCAGCCCCAGUUCUGUCCAGACGCCCUGUUCUCCAUCAUGGUAGCGUGCUGGGAGCCCGAGCCGGAGUCCAGGCCCCCCUUCCAGGCCCUGGUGCAGAUCGUGCAGGAGAUCAUGGAGUGCCUGGAGGGAGAACACUACAUCAGCCUGAAGGUGACCUACGUGAACCUGGACGCGCCCAAGCCCUACCCCACCCGGGCGGACUCGGCGGAUGAGGCUGAGGAUUCGGACUCCGGGUCGGAACAGGACUUAUUUUUAACCGAGGGGCCGGUCUGAGGGCCCCCCUUCACAUGACUGAGGACAGACAGACAGAAGAGAAGGAUAGAGCUGUGACUGGACAGCUGUGUCAACAGCCAGAGUCCACCAAAAAUGUCUCCGGUCCCCACUCUGAGGGGAAUGAUGGAACUGCCAGUGGAGCGGAGCAGACAGCGGCCCUGUGAAUGAUGGAACCCCCAGUUCACUGGGCCAGAAACUGGUGGUGUGUUGUGCCUCAUCAUAAUGGGCUACCAUUUUCACUUUUCUGUCCUUUCCCUGUAGCCUGACGCUGUUGGCGGGUUUUUUUUUGUCACAAUCGCAGCUCAAUUGUAAAUACGAUUUUUUUGUAAAUUUUUAUAUUUGUCUUUUUUUGCAAUGAAAUGAUUUAAUAUAAUUCAGGGUUGCUUGAAAUUAUACUUGAUAUUCAAUCUGUGUGUGUGUGUGUGUGUGUGUGUGUGUGUGUGUGUGUGUGUGUGUGUGUGUGUGUGUGUGUGUGUGUGUGUGUGUGUGUGAGAGAGAGUGUGACAAGUUGUUCAGUCGACGCAUUAGUCAGUGCCAGAGUGCGGCAGACUGUUACGCACACUACACACUACUUUUUAUCUUACUUCAUUCUGACUCAAUCCAAAGGAAAUUGGAUGUGUGGUUUAAACCAUAGAGACGAAUAGAGAAGAUGGAGACGAAUCAACAGCGUUAACAUUUAUUUUUCUACCGUGUAAAUCUUUUGUGUAUAGCGGCUGUGCGUAAUCCCAUGACUGUCCCCUCGUCGCCACUAGAGGGCAGUCUAAACACUGAACAGGAACGAUUGCAGCAACAACAGUGUGCUGCACCAGAUCCAACGACGACCGCACAUACAUCUUUCACACCAACAACGGAAAUCAAUUCCUCAAAUCAGAUUCGGAGCUGUCACACCGCUGAGCAACCACACUGAACCAAAUCGUAAGCCGUGUCAUAAAAUCUAUGGCAUACAAAUAACAGGAUGUGAUUCAUAGUUUGCCUGUCGUGCCCUGGUAGUUAAAUGUUGAUUAAAAUGAAUAAAAUGAGCGUCUUCUGCAGUCAGAUAACAUGGCUUGCUGCAGAAGGGGGUUUGGCUGAA